AUGGCGAGCCAGCGGCCUCCCUCCGGUAUGGGCCGGCCUAUGAGCCGCGGCGGAUCUGUGGUUCCUGGGGCUGGAAGACCUCCAACAGCUGUCCGACCUCCUCCUACAGCCAUACGUGUCGCAACUGGGAUGGUCCCAGGUACAAGUGGUCAUCCUGGUAUGAGGGGCGGUGUUCCCACCCCUGGAGUCCUGUCAGCACCGAUCAAAGUGACUGACAGGCCUGUCACCCAGCAGGGCCUCAGUGGGAUGAAGACUGGCAUGAAAGGACCUCAGAGGCAGAUUCUGGAUAAAUCUUACUACUUGGGUCUUCUCAGGAGUAAGAUCAACGAGCUGACCACUGAGACCAGCAAACUGCACAAAGAGAUUGACAACUACAACCAGGAGAACUCUGUCUAUCUCUCCUAUGAGAAGAGAGCUGAAGGCCUGGCUGCAGAGAUCAGGGAUCUACAAGGCCAGCUUGCUGACUACAACAUGCUGGUGGACAAGCUCAACACCAACACAGACAUGGAUGAAAUGAUUAAUGACUACAACAGUUUGAAAGCCCAGAAUGACAGUGAGGCUGAAAGCAUUGAUAGCAUCUUCACUGAGAGGAGAGAACGAGAAGAAGCUAUCAGGGCGAUAGAAGAGGAGAUAAGGAGGGAAAGACGUGUCGCUGACGAGGUCGUCCAGGCCAUGCCAACCGCAAAGCAAGAGAAGUAUUUCACCAUGACGACAACCAAUGAGGAGCUGCUACAGGAGCUAACUGUUCUCCAGGAGGAGCUGGACAUCCUGACGACCAGGAAGGAGGACUACGAAGCAGAACUCUCCCACUCACAGAUAAAGCAAGAGGUAGUUCGUCUUCACGACACUUUGUCGGUGCUGGAGGCGAAGCGUGACACCAUGGAGGCAGAGCACAAGAGCCUGGGCUCCCCCAGCGAGGAGAGAGAGAAAUUACUGAAACAGGUAAAAGAAGACAACCAGGAGAUUGCCAGCAUGGAGAGACAGCUCACGGAGAUCAAAGAGAGGACCACACAAAUCACUGAGGACAUCCGACAGAUGGAGCAGGACUCAGAGGAAGCUCAGGGGGAGAGUCAACAGAAAUUCAAGGAGCUGAAGAGGAAAGAGGAUGAAGUGGAUCGUUACUUUGAGUCAUUUGAUGAGAUGAAAGCUCAGGAGCAGGAGAAGUUGACCCAGAGCCAAGAGGACAUCGUCUCCCUGCUGGAGCACUGCAGCAGGAACAUGCUGCGGCUACGACAGGUGGACACAGUGACAGCCAGCGAGCUGAGGAACAUGCAGGAGGUGCUGGUCAGCAAGGAGACAGAAGUGGUCCAUUCAGAGAACACCGCCAGAGGACUGACGACCGAGUCCCAGCGGCUGCAGCACGACCUGGAGAAGGUGCAGCAGCUGCAGGGGAAGAUCUCAGGGGAGCUGAGCACCCUGAAGGAGCACGUCAGCAACAUGGAGUCUGAGCUGCACACCUACAGAGACCUGGACACCCUGAGACGUGAAGCAGAGGACAAGAAGACUAGACUACAGGAGGAUCGUGUAUCGCUGACUCGGCGCCGGGAUUCAUUCAGACAGCUGUUAGAGGAGAUGAACCAGAAACACGAAGCUCUGAAGACCAAACUGCAAGAAAACGAGACUCAUGCUCAGCUGGUUAACCUGGAGAGGAAAUGGCAACACUUGGAGCAGAACAACUUUGUAAUGAAAGAGUUCAUCGCCUCCAAAUCUCAAGAGAGCGACUUCGCCUCCGUCGCCAAGAAUGUCUCCCAACAGGUGGCCGAGUACAACAAGAUCCUCAUCGACUUCCUACAAAACAACAGGAGUUAA
Molecule: messenger RNA, 1809 nt
Organism: Scomber japonicus (chub mackerel)
Lineage: Eukaryota; Metazoa; Chordata; Actinopteri; Scombriformes; Scombridae
Gene: ift74
Product: intraflagellar transport 74
Exons: 19
Coding region: 1-1809 (602 amino acids)
Biological process (GO): intraciliary transport involved in cilium assembly; cilium assembly
Cellular component (GO): cilium; intraciliary transport particle B; centrosome
Molecular function (GO): beta-tubulin binding
Source: RefSeq, a predicted model, not a curated record